Corticium candelabrum is the source of this 1701-nucleotide messenger RNA. Its product is annotated as protein sidekick-2-like. Gene Ontology annotation, molecular function: protein binding. Bases 17 to 1564 code for a protein of 515 amino acids. NCBI's taxonomy places the organism in Eukaryota, Metazoa, Porifera, Homoscleromorpha, Homosclerophorida, Plakinidae. The transcript has 7 exons. The record is from RefSeq and is a predicted model, not a curated record.
GAACAAUCUAGCUGAAAUGAAGAUGGACAAAUCGAGUACUCAGUUGGUUGUAAAUGUUUAUCCAAACAUUAUGACAUCACCUCAGAACACAACAGUUGUCUCUCAAAGUGAUAUUUCUCUUACCUGUGAAGCAAUUGGUUUUCCUAUACCAAGUUUAUUGUGGCAACAUGAGGGUCAAGAUAUUUCUUCAAAUGAUCAGAAACGAAAUGUUCAAACCAACCAGAUAAUGUCUGAAAUCAAAGUGGCAUCAAGUUUACUUAUUAGAAGAUCAGAAUUCAGAGACAGAGGAAUAUACAGAUGUCUUUUCAGCAAUUUGGUAGGGCACAAUGAAGCAAGCAGUGUUGUUACUGUUCAAUAUAUUCCAUCAAUUAUCAUCAGUCCAAUUGUAAAGGAUGUGAGGAAGCCAAAUGCUGUGUCAUUGCAAUGUACAGCAGUAGGUUUUCCACCACCAUCAAUUGAAUGGGUGAAGAACAAUGAUACAAUACUCCCUAACACAUACAGAGUCGAUGAAGCAACAGGGGUGGACAACAUUGGAGUGCCAACUCUUUCAAGCAAUUUAACAGUAACACCAACUGUUACCUCGGAUACUGGCAAUUUUGUGUGCGUAGCAAAGAAUAUCUUGCAAAGUGUAUCAUCAAGACCUGUUCAACUCACUGUGUUGGAGGAACCGUUUGCACCUAUCAACGUUAUCUUCACUGGCGUGACGUCAACAUCUGUUUCACUGCAGUGGAGUCCUUCUUUUGAUGGCAAUAGCGCAAUAGUUCAAUAUGUUAUUCAAUAUGCUGGUGGCAUUGACAACACAAAAUGGUCAGCUGGUGAGAACACUAACAGCCAACAGCCAUCAUAUGUUGUCACAAAACUACAUCCAUAUGCAAACUACACGUUUAGAGUGGCAGCCACAAAUUCUAUAGGAACAGGUGACUUCAGUGAUUCUUCUUCUGUGGCUCUCACAAGCCAAGACAAGCCGUCAGGAACUCCAAAAAUUAUUUCUGUAUUGGCUGAAAGCUCCAACUCAAUCAGGAUUAGAUGGUUAGUCGUGCCAUUCAAUGAACGAAAUGGCAUAAUAACACAGCAUCGAGUGGAGAUUCGUGAACGAAUUAUGGCGCAAAGUCUGCUACCUCCUUUCUAUCGCACUGCCACAGAAGAGGACACGAUCUUGUUGACUGGUUUGAAGCCCUACACAACGUAUAGCUUUCGUGUUGAAGCCUCAACCGCUUUUGGUAGGGGCAAUUUCAGUUCAUCCAAAGAGGGAAGAACGCAUGAUAAUGCUGCUCGUCCUACUUUACGUGUAGUAAAGUCUGUUGUCAUUGUGCCGAAUGGAUCUACUGCAGUUCUUCACGUGACAAUUCCACCAGUUUAUCCCAAUGUUCCUAACAAUGCUGCAAACAGAACAUGGUCUGGUCCUUCAGGAGUAAUUACUGCAACAAACAAGUUUUUCUUGUCGACAGAUCGUUAUCGUUUGGCAAUUCAAGAUAUUGGUCCAAAUGACACUGGACUUUACACAUUUACAGCUGCAAAUACAGUCGGCAGCACAACUGUUACAAUUAAGCUUGCUUUACAAUGAUUUCGUCCGACUGUGGAAGCCGUAAACUCGAUUGUUGCGGUACCAAAAGGAGUUACCGCUGCUCUUCGAGUGACAGUCUCAGCAGCAUCACCUGCUGUUCCAAACAAUCCUAGCAACAGAACAUGGUUUGGUCCUGC